CAUCCAGCUGCGACGCCGGCGACAGCUGCAGUCCGCCGGCAACUUCGUCGCUGCCACCAUGGAGGCUCCAGAAGGCGCCAGGAGCACCGGAAAAGGUACGCAGACGUCGUGCAGCGCCACUGACAAGCACGUACCCUGGUGGCGCCAGAGGGGUGCCCUGGUCCUCGCGGCCUGCCUCACCACCCUGGCGAUAGUCAUUCUUAUCGUCAUUAUCACGCUCACCACUGCCCAGGCGUCUGACGCCGCUGGCGAGCACAACCACACGGAAAAUUCAACGGGGGAGUCUGUCGAUGCAGAGUUUAUUCUGCCGGAUGGGCGACCAAUUAUACGCAGGUCGGAGUGGAGUUCCGUGCCGCCAGAUUAUCGGAGAACGCUGAGACACCCCACGCCGUAUGUGAUCAUCGGGCACACCGCGGAUAAGGUUUGUAGGGGCAAAGACGAGUGCUUCGUCCUGUUGCGCAUCUACCGCGAUGAACACCGUGCAAAGUGGUUGCAGCCGGACAUCACGUACAACUUUCUCAUAGACGUGGAGGGCAAUGUCUACGAGGGCCGCGGCUGGGACACCACCAAUAACUACCUAUCCUGGGCAAAGCGUUGCAACCUUGGUGUGACUCUGAUGGGUGACUUUACGACGGACAACGUGACGACUACGAUGAUGCAAACGCUACAACAGUUGCUGGACCUGGGACUGAGUUUGGGCAAACUGGAUCCGAACUACCGGUUGGUGGCGCAAAACCAGGUGGACGCUUCGCUUAGCCCCGGAAAUAACGUACUACUAGCCAUCGAUACGUGGCCACACCGGUGUCUAUAUGAUUGCAACGUGGGUGUCCAGUGUAUCUACGAAGAGAACGACGAAAUUGAUGCGUAAACUUUUAGCAGAUCUGGAGGGCAUCAUUCUUAAACGAUAUUGUUAACCCUUUAGUUUUUUAGGCACUAGGCCUUACGACGAACCAACGUCAAGCUGACCUCGCUACAAGAACCGUCAUAUGAGGGACCAAUGGAAGUUUGCCACACUGCGUGUCAAACAAAUAUUUUAGGCUAUUCAGUGUUCAUGAAGAGGUACUUAUUAAAUGUAACACAGCCUGUGAAAGUCUCAGUUUCUUCCAUCUUUUGAAAAUUCAUUUUCUGACAACCUAGUUUUCGAUCAUACUUACAUUAAAGUAUCUUCUUGUGUUUAUAAACUGCCGGUUAAUAGUAAAACGAAAGAGUGUGACCUUACAGGAACGAAAUUUAGUAACAUGUACAUGCAUUUGUUAUGCAAAAUUAAUAUUAUAUUGCAUAUUAAAAGUAAUAAUAAGUAACAGUAAUCUGCAAGUUAAAACCUAACACUCAACAUAUAUAGGCUGGUUGGCUCUGAGCACUAUGGGACUCAACUGCUGUGGUCAUUAGUCCCCUAGAACUUAGAACUACUUAAACCUAACUAACCUAAGGACAUCACACACAUCCAUCCAUGCCCGAGGCAGGAUUCGAACCUGCGACCGUAGCAGUCGCACGGUUCCGGACUGCGUGCCUAGAACCGCGAGACCACCGCGGCCGGCAACAUAUAUAGGUAGUUCUUACGUAGCCAGUACCGGUCUAAAUUGCGGAUCCAAAAGAAGGAUGGGAAAUAUGUAAUUUGUUUCGUAGGGAAUAGUCUCGUGCCUGUAGUCUGUUACAUUCCCAUCCUACAGUGGAACUCGCUCGGGUGGACGAUUCCGAACGACAUGUGACGUCACACCGUACAUUUGUCGCCAUCGAUAAACGGUUAAAUAUGAAAUGACAUACGAAUGUAACGUCUCGGAGGUAGUGUUCCUAGUCGUGUAAAAUUUUGUAGAAGGCGCCAUGGUCACUUUUAAAGGUGGAAUUUGUCGUCUGAACAACUCACUAUUGAAAUUUCUGUCGUGUGACCAUUCUCAAGUUGAAAUAAUUGUGCGUUACACAUGUCAAAACCUAAAAAUCAUCUGACAUACAUGCAUGUCGUCGUCACAUUCGUCUUUUGUAUCUUUAACUCAAAGACUACUCCUACAUUUGACUUCUAAAAGAUGUUAACAACGAUAAAAGUAUGUGUGACUAAUGCUAUUUUCACGAUACACCUAGUAGCUUUGCUCUCGUCUAAUAUUGAUUCAUUGUUACAAUUGAAUACAAAACAAAAGAAUAAGACGUCAUGCACGUAUGUCGCACGAUUUUUAGUUAGUGACCUGGCGUAAAGCUCAAUUACGUCCAUUUGAUAACGGCCAUACGGUCGAUAUUUCAAUACCUGGUUGUUCAGAUAAAUAAUUUUACAGUCAAAGGGAUCAUUAUGUCCUUUGCAAAACACGGAUUUAAAUUCCGAUUAUGCAGGCUUCUAAUGGAUUGAAUCUCUAAUAUUUAAUCUAUGAUAUUAAUAUGAAACAGUGAAAUCAGUUCUCGUUAAAUAAACUGGCACAAAAUAAUAUGACAACUUGAUCGAUUUCGCAACAUGACACUGGACCGGAACCGAGCUGAAAAUGAAAAAAAUUCACGUUUAUUGUUCCUCUGCUCUUUCUGACGAAAAAAUCCACGUAGAAACAUUACCACACUACAUUUGUGUCUAAAAUUUAUACAAAAUGCGAAAUUCACAAUUGUUCGAAGUGGUACCUCAUAACUUUUAUGCAGCUAUAACGUUUCCUUACACAGCUCUUUCGUUUCAAUUCAGUAUCUUCUUGUUGUAUUAUAUUGUAUAAAAAUGGGGACCUAGAAACGAUGGAGAGGCUUCGUCCUCGCCGUAGCCUCAGUGGUACAUAACCCCACAACAGGCCACAGCAGACCACUCACCCCUCCGCCGCCCCCACAUGGCACCCAGGGUUAUUGUGCGGUUCGCCCCCCACGCCCCCCCUCUCGCGAAUGUCUCACACCAGACGAGUGUAACCCCAAUGUUUGUGUGGUAGAGUGAUGACAGUGUACGCGUACGUGGAGAAAGUGUUUGCGCAGCAAUCGCCGACAUAGUGUAACUAAGGUGGAAUAAGGGGAACCAGGCUGCAUUCGCUGAGGCAGAUGGAAAACCGCCUAAAAACCAUCCAAAGACUGGCCGGUACACCGGACCUCGACACCAGUCCGCCGAGCAGAUUCGUGCCGGGGACCUGUGUGCUUUCCCACCCGGAAAGCAGUGCGUUAGGCCGCACGGCUAACCGGGCAGGUAUCUUCAUGUUACUCAAGCAUUACUACACUCAGUGAGCGUUCGUGUAAGGAGAUGUCUCACGUACAAGACUUUUCACAUGGAUAUUGAAUAAAAAGCGCUGCAGUUGUUAUUGUUAAUCCCAUAUAAAACGCAUGAUCGGUUUUGUAAUUUAAAUUACAUUGUCAAGUGCAGAUCUGAAUAAAAAGAAGAAAGAGACAGUUAACAGUAUUACGUAAAGACCAUAUCCCAGUGAUAAAAUAUUUCUUCCAACGUGACGUUUCUGAUAUGGGUUCAUAUGAGAGCAUUAUGCCACAACUGUUAUAAUUAAUUACUGUGGGAGUUGAGAUUAAAAAAUAAGCGACGAGAGAAAACAAUAUUUUGUCAUUGAGUGGUUAUGGUAUGCUGUCACCAAACCCCACAUCCUCUCGCGUUAGCUACUUCCCUGACUCUCGGGGUGUCAUAUGCAUGCAGUCAAUGCGAGUAGUCGACUCUAGAGGAAUUCUCGGCCGAUGGCCCGUCACCCAUAACAAACGAACUCUUCACUUUAAACAUUACAAUCACCUCGAUAAGUUCUCGUAAAUAUUAAUAUAGCAUCCCGUUUAAAUUUAUUACAUUGAUUUUGUAUUACUAUAUGAGUUUUCCUUUUAGCAUUACAAAUUUUUUUCUUUCGAAGUUGCAGUUGUAGUGGCACUUAUUAGCAAAAUAAAAUUUUUGAAAUUUUGCCUGAUGUUCGUAAUGAAAUACUGCCCUUCCAGCAUGUGUGUGCACAUAUAUGUACUUUUUAAAUUGUAUUACUGUUGUUUGUCAUAUUCACUAUGUGUAAUUUGUAUUACUAUUCUAAUGUAUUUUUCAUUUAAGGUCUGAUAUUUUUUAUGUUAGUCUCAACUGAGCAACUAUCAAUUUUGUCGAAAUCAUGUCCAUUCCAUGCCAUAGUCGCGUAUUUUUUUCUUAAUAUUGCUGUACAUUAAACAACGAAUGCUAAUUGAUUGCUCUUUUUCCCCUUUUUUGAAUUUUGUUCACAAAUUUGUAACAACUAACAUUAUGUAUCCAUUAAUCACUGCUAGGUAUUUGAGAAUGUUGAAAUGUUUAUGAUUUCUUGUUCUGUGUUCGUUUAAUUAUAAUAUAGAUUUUAAAAUGACAUAAAAA
Molecule: messenger RNA, 4261 nt
Organism: Schistocerca gregaria
Lineage: Eukaryota; Metazoa; Arthropoda; Insecta; Orthoptera; Acrididae
Product: peptidoglycan recognition protein 1-like
Exons: 3
Coding region: 59-868 (269 amino acids)
Biological process (GO): peptidoglycan catabolic process
Molecular function (GO): zinc ion binding; N-acetylmuramoyl-L-alanine amidase activity
Source: RefSeq, a predicted model, not a curated record